Messenger RNA from Lycium ferocissimum, 1828 nucleotides. Its product is annotated as cell division cycle 20.2, cofactor of APC complex-like. Gene Ontology annotation, molecular function: anaphase-promoting complex binding; protein binding; ubiquitin ligase activator activity. Bases 202 to 1551 code for a protein of 449 amino acids. Gene Ontology annotation, cellular component: anaphase-promoting complex. Gene Ontology annotation, biological process: positive regulation of anaphase-promoting complex-dependent catabolic process; positive regulation of ubiquitin protein ligase activity; anaphase-promoting complex-dependent catabolic process. NCBI's taxonomy places the organism in Eukaryota, Viridiplantae, Streptophyta, Magnoliopsida, Solanales, Solanaceae. The record is from RefSeq and is a predicted model, not a curated record. The transcript is spliced from 5 exons.
UUCUCUCUUAUACUUUGACUCAAGAAAUUCAAAAACCGCUCUAAUAUUUCUCUCAAGAAUUAUCAAUUUGCUGUCUCCAUUAAUUCUUAUAAUUCUUUAACUUCUCUCUGUCAUUGUUUAACAAUUUUACCUUUUUUGUAAUACGAAAGAUUUAUACGUAUUGACUGAUACGUACAAAGAGUAAUUCAGUGGACUGUAUCUAUGGAUGCAGGGAGUAGAUACAACAAGUUUCGUCCACCUCUUGUUAAUCAAACGUCUCACAAGAAGAAAAAUUCUCAAGAAAAUCUGGACAGGUUCAUUCCCAAUCGUUCUGCGAUGGAUUUUGACUAUGCACAUUACAUGCUCAGUGGUGGAAAGGUUAAAAAGGAACACGUUGGAGUAAAUUCUCCAUCUAAAGAAGCUUACUCGAAGCAAUUAGCAGAAAUUUUCAACAUGAAUAGAACGAGGAUCCUUGCUUUUAAGAAUAAGCCUCCACCUUCGGUUGAGAGAGUUUCUGAAUCUCCAUCACAUAUUCAACAGUCAAGAACCGUUAAAAAGAGGAGAUACAUUCCCCAAUCUCCGGAAAGGACCCUGGAUGCUCCAGAAAUCCUAGAUGAUUUUUAUCUCAAUUUGUUAGACUGGGGAAGCAGUAACGUUAUUGCCAUUGCCUUAGGAAAAUUUGUAUAUCUGUGGGACGCUUCCAAUGGGUCUACUACUGAGCUUCUCGAGGUCGAUGAUGAUUUUGGGCCAGUGACCGGUGUCAGCUGGUCACCAGAUGGAAGACACCUUGCAGUGGCCUUGAAUAAUUCACACGUUCAGCUGUGGGACACCCAGUCCAGCCGAUUGCUGAGGACUUUACGAGGACACAGAUUAAGGGUUGGCUCACUUGAUUGGAAUGGCCACAUACUGACAACUGGAGGCAUGGACUGUAUGAUCAUCAACAAUGAUGUGCGUGUAAGAUCCCACAUAGUUGGAACAUACAGGGGACACAAUCAGGAGAUAUGCGGAUUGAAGUGGUCUGCUUCAGGCCAGCAAUUGGCUAGUGGAGGGAACGACAAUUUGGUUCAUAUAUGGAGCCUAUCGAUGGGGUCUCCUAAUAAUGCUACACAACACCAAUGGGUUCACCGUAUGACAGAUCACACAGCUGCUGUAAAAGCUCUUUCCUGGUGUCCUUUCCAGAGUAAUAUGGUUGCCUCGGGUGGUGGUGUUGGCGAUCAGUGCAUAAAGUUUUGGAACACCAACACCGGGGCGUGCUUGAACUCUGUGAAUACAGGUUCACAAGUCUGUUCCUUGCUUUGGAAUCGACACGAGCGUGAGCUUUUGAGUUCUCAUGGAUUUACGGACAACCAGCUCACUGUUUGGAAAUAUCCUUCUAUGACGAAAAUUUCAGAACUUUUCGGUCACACAUCGAGAGUUCUUCAUAUGGUUCAGAGUCCCGAUGGCUAUACUGUGGCAACUGCAGCAGCUGACGAGACGCUAAGAUUAUGGAAUGUUUUUGGAAAUCCUGAAAAGGCUAAGCCUGUGCCAAAGAGAAAGCUAGAACCAUUUUUUGACUUGGCUCAGAUUAGAUAAAAAUAUCAUGCAAGUGCUGGAGUUAGUAAAGAGAAAGCAGUUUGUUCAUACUUUUGAGGAUAUGUGGUUUAGCAAGUAGUCUGAGUUAUGGCAAAUGCAUUUUUUGUUAUAUUGAAUGUAUAGAAGAUAGGUCUGAGUUAUUGCAAAUGCAUUUUUGUUUCUUUUGAAUGUAUAGAAGACAGUUUGUGGGAACUUUUGAAGAAUGUCAUUUAAAUGUAAUUAUAGUAUGACCUUCUGAAAGUUCAUGAGAUGGAUUGUGUAUAUACUUUUACAUGAG